AUGGAUCCGUUGUGUCUUGGGGGACAUCCGCAGCUCCCACACCGUGCCGAGUCGGGUGCUGCGAUUCUGACAGAUGGGUCCAUUGUGAGCUGGGGCCACGAGAAGGAUUCAACCGCCGGCGACAGUAGCGCCCUUCAGGACCAACUUGGGAGCGUGCAACAUGUCCAAGCCACUAACUGCGCAUACGCCGCCAUCCUGGCCGACGGAUCCGUGGUAACUUGGGGCCAGAACCGUUUCGGAGGCAACAGCAGCGCGGUGCAGGCCAAGCUUAGGAAUGUGCGACACAUCCAGGCCGGACAUGCGAGUUUUGCCGCCACGUUGGCCUACGGAUCCGUUGUGACUUGGGGCCUUGAUUGCGCUGUUGGUGACGCGCUGGCGUUGUGGAGAGACGUGAGGUUCAGGCCACAGCGAGGGCCUUUGCAGCCGGGCUGA
Messenger RNA from Symbiodinium natans, 432 nucleotides. NCBI's taxonomy places the organism in Eukaryota, Dinophyceae, Suessiales, Symbiodiniaceae. The record is from the annotation of a GenBank genome assembly.